CCGCUUCGUGCUGUCAGAACAUUCUCGCGAGAAACUGCAAGACUUCCGCAGAAAUGGCUACUUUGCGAAGUUUGUCUUUGACUUUUAGAAAACUUGUCACAGUUGGAUUACAAACUGGUGCAGCUCCCCGUCGGUUGUUAGGGAUCAGUGCAUUUGGCACAGUUGUAUAUUUUGGUGGGCUGGUGUAUUAUAAUGGCACUAAGUCAAAAGGGAGUGGCGUACAGCCAGCCAGGUGUAUCACUGUUUAUGCAGCCGAAGAGCAGAUGCUGGAUCAAAGCCAAGGAAUGAAUAAGGGGAUAUCCAGUGAUGAUAGUGUGUCUGUUCGUAAGCAACGAUUCCAAGAGUUUGCCUCACUGGAGUAUGAAGGUGAAUCGUUUAUGACUCCAAGGGACUUUUUACAUUCGAUUAUGCUAGAAGAUACAAAGCGAGAUAUAAAGAAAGUAAAGACUUUAACAAAAAAGGAGGUUAAUGCAAUACUGGCCAAAUCUUCUAAGGUAAAACCAGGCACCACUUUGUUCAGAAACCUUGGUGAUGAUGGGUUGAUAUCUUACACUGAAUAUUUAUUUCUCUUGACAAUUCUGAUAAAGCCACUUACUGGAUUUCAUAUUGCUUUCAAAAUGCUUGAUGUUGAUGGCAAUGAGCAGGUUGACAGAAAAGAAUUCUUAAAGUUAAAGAACAUCAUUGGAAAGAAGGACAAACUGGGGUUGCUUAAUGAUGAAGCAGCAUUAGUGGAAUCCUCUGAUGAAAAUACCGAAAGUAGUACUACACUAAUGAUGUAUUUCUUUGGAAAAGGAGGAAAAGAAAAGCUCCAGUACCAAGAAUUUUAUAAAUUUAUGGUAGAUCUUCAAACUGAAGUUCAAGAAGUAGAAUUUCUACAGUUUUCCAAAGGGAUGAAAACAAUGCGUAGAGAGGAUUUUGCAGAAUGGCUGCUGUUUUUCUCAGAUGAAGAAAACAAUGAACUCUAUUGGCAAAAUGUAAACAAGAGAAUUCCACCAGGAGAGGUUAUCACCCUUGAAGAAUUCAAGUCAUUUUGUCAAUUCACAAACAACCUGGAGGACUUCAUUAUUUCCAUGAAAAUGUUUAACGAAGCCAACCGCCCUGUUGGACUGGCUGAAUUUGAAAGAGCAGUUAAGGUUGCCACAGGCGAGCAAUUGUCAAUGACUGUUUUGGAUACAGUCUUCAAGAUUUUUGACUUGGAUGGAGAUAACUGUCUAAGCCACCAGGAGUUUCUUGUAGUGCUGAAGAACAGAAUGCAUCGUGGCCUAAGGGUAGCCAGUCAGCAAGGAAUGCAAGGUUACUGGAAGUGUGUGAAGAAAGAAACACUGAAAGGGGCACAGGAAGCAUGGAAACAGGCUGGAAAAAGUCCUUUUUAAACCUUUCUCCAGCAAACUAAAUAUUUUCCUAAAAAAGAAAUCUUUGUACUUGUUUGUUUUGUUUGAUAAGCACUAAUGACUGUUGAGAUAGUAUUAAUUAUGUUUUUACUCUUUAUUAGCACAUGUGGGUGUGCCAAAAUACUGGAAAUGGAGUUUAAUUUUUAACCUUUUAAAUAUAUAUCAAGAUAUUUUGAAUUCUUACAAAACAAAAUCAUUAGUCUGUUUUUGGGUGCUGAAAGAUUACUUGUCCUAUUCCCUAUUUAUGGUACCUAAUUCCUAAGCUUUUGUGCAAUAUGGCAUGUUUACAUUUUUUUUACUUGUGUAUAGCAUGAAAAUGAAAAUAUUCAUUUUUUAAAUAAUGCAUUCAGCGAUAACGGGUUUUCACAUAGUAUGUUUAUUAGGUAAUUAACGUGUAUUUUUAUUGCUGUGUUGUUAUACUUGGGGAUUUAACCUAAAAGUACAUUAUAAAGUAUAAUACACUGUUUUCAUUUUAGGACAGUUUUUCAUGUACUGCAUUCAGUACUGUUGGCACUGAUUGCAGUCGCCUCUUUUCAGGUAAAUUAUGUGUACUCAUAACAGAAUAUCUGUUUUCUGAGCACAGCAAUAAAACAUUAACCUGUGAUGACUACUGAUAGCAUAUUCUGAUACUUUUAAACCAUUCUUUGUGUAAACUGGAAACAGUAUUGGGAAAAAGCUGAGAAAUAAUAAUAUGUAUUAAUAAAAAUGUUAAUUUCUUGAACAUAUAUAUAAAGUAAUUCAGUAUGAAGAUGCUUAAUUUCUGUUUCAUCAUUAAAACAGUUUGAGAUUCUCA
Protopterus annectens (West African lungfish) is the source of this 2184-nucleotide messenger RNA. It is a transcript of the gene MICU2, whose product is annotated as mitochondrial calcium uptake 2. Bases 54 to 1373 code for a protein of 439 amino acids. Gene Ontology annotation, molecular function: calcium ion binding. The record is from RefSeq and is a predicted model, not a curated record. The transcript has 13 exons. Gene Ontology annotation, biological process: calcium import into the mitochondrion; mitochondrial calcium ion homeostasis. NCBI's taxonomy places the organism in Eukaryota, Metazoa, Chordata, Ceratodontiformes, Protopteridae. Gene Ontology annotation, cellular component: uniplex complex.